UCUUUUAUAUAAACUGCUAAGCACAUAGCAAAAUUAAAUCAUGUCAAUUAGAGGAGGAAUCUGUGAUGCUCGUUGUCAAGCAUUUUACACUGCAAUGAUACAAAAAGAAGAAAAUACACGUAUCAGAUGGUUUCUGAAGAACCAACAGAAAUUAUUAGAUCAUUUGGAGAAAACGAAAGAGAUUAAAUUGCCGCCGAAACAUAUACCAAAGAAACAACCAAUCAUGGACAUCAUACGUUUAAAACCCUUACCAAAUUGGAGACCUCUCGAAUGUGAUGGUUCUAUUAAUAUGAACAUAAUGAAACCCAUUGAUCCGCAAGUACGAGCCAUUUUAUACGAAGAUGCCCCAAGUUUUAUCAAUGCUGAAAAUUAUAUUUAUGAAAGAGUAAAAGAUAUUCCAGAAAAUCGCUAUUACUAUCCGGAUUGCGCGAAUUGGAUAUACGGAUGGCGCCUAACAGAUUAUUCAUCUAUUCCACGAAAUGAAGUUGGAAAAACCAAUGUUAUGAUUCGUGAAUUUUAUCGUCCAAGAAUAUCAAGUCUUCAAAGAGAUCCAGAAUGGUAUCGCCCUUCGAGAAGAAUAACAUUUGUAUACGAUGAUGAAAUUAAUUAGUACUCUAUUAGACGGAAAUUGAAUCAGUGUUUUACCUAAUAUAUUCUGAUGCACAAAUGCCUUUACGAUUUGAUGAUCUGUCGGCGGUAUGAAUCUACAUUCGGAUAAUUGACGCUCAGAUGGAAUUGAGAAACAUGCUUUUGAUGUUUUUAAUGGUGUUAGUACGUCCAAUAGUUUUAUCGUAUCAUGAUGAGUAUAAUCAAAAAACACCUGUGCCAAGGAAGGACCAAGGCAAGCGCGAAUUACCGACGAUGGUGGAACAUCGUUGUUCGAACAUAGUUUUACAUUACAUUUUGGACUUGUUUGAUCUGCAACAAUGUCAUUUUCUUCCAGCUAUUUAAAGAUAAUAAUAAAAACGUAACAUAUAUUUGUAAUGUUCCAACUUACGCAUAUUCUCUUGUGUUUUGGAAUAUGUUAUAAUACACGAGAAAUUUUGCAAUGAGAUUAUUUUUGUAACCUUUGGAAACUGAUACUUUUGACUGAAUAACAAAUGAUUAAUGAAAUAAAGAAACGAGAAAAACAGCAGUUUAUCUAAAAUGGAAAUAUCAUAAAAUUUAAAUCAUUCGAUGAUUAACUAAUAUGUGUAUAUUGUUUAUGAUAAUAAAAUUAUAAAAAAAUACAAUUUACGCCAUAAUAUCGUGUCUGACUUUUAAGAUAAAAAUAUAAUGUUAAAGGAUGAAAAAGGUAAUGUAAUUAAAAUGAAAAAUUGUAAUGUUUUUAAUUAAUAAAGAGCUUUGUCUU
Frieseomelitta varia is the source of this 1351-nucleotide messenger RNA. RefSeq names its product protein ATP6V1FNB-like. The transcript is spliced from 4 exons. NCBI's taxonomy places the organism in Eukaryota, Metazoa, Arthropoda, Insecta, Hymenoptera, Apidae. The coding region runs from base 41 to 610 and encodes 189 amino acids. The record is from RefSeq and is a predicted model, not a curated record.